This is a messenger RNA of Cheilinus undulatus (humphead wrasse), 4832 nucleotides long. Its product is annotated as far upstream element-binding protein 3-like. The transcript has 18 exons. Gene Ontology annotation, cellular component: cytoplasm; nucleus. The record is from RefSeq and is a predicted model, not a curated record. Gene Ontology annotation, biological process: regulation of gene expression. NCBI's taxonomy places the organism in Eukaryota, Metazoa, Chordata, Actinopteri, Labriformes, Labridae. Gene Ontology annotation, molecular function: mRNA binding. Bases 60 to 1679 code for a protein of 539 amino acids.
GCUAGCAGUCCGAGCUAAUCCGGCUAACUGCUAACAGCUAACGGUUAGCUAGUGGCGCUAUGAUGGCGGAGCUGGUGCAGGGACAGGCCUCGAUGAACCAGCCGGGGCUGAAGUCAGACGGCCUAGCCGAUGUUUUACAGAGGGCCCGGCAGAUGGUGGGAAAGAUGGGUGGAGAGGCCAUGUCCCACCUCAACAGCUCCUCAGGAAGUGUUGAGCCUUCAUUGUACUACCCCGGCCAGAAACGACCAGGAGAGGAUGGAGUAGGUAACCAGCUAGCAGCCAUGGGGCAUCAAAGCAGGGUAAUCACAGAGGAUUACAAGGUCCCUGACAGAAUGGUGGGCUUCAUUAUCGGUAGAGGAGGUGAACAGAUCACCAGGAUCCAGUUGGAAUCUGGCUGUAAAAUCCAGAUAGCUGCUGACAGUGGAGGUCUAAUGGAGCGGCCUUGUUCCUUGACUGGAACUCCAGAGAGCAUCGAGCAGGCAAAGAGGCUGCUGGUUCAGAUAGUGGACCGCUGCAGAAAUGGUCCUGGUUUCCAUGGCGACGGGGAAGGUGGGCCCUCAGUGCAGGAGAUGCUGAUCCCGGCGAGUAAGGUGGGGCUGGUGAUUGGCCGAGGAGGCGACACCAUCAAGCAGUUGCAGGAGCGUGCUGGGGUGAAGAUGAUGAUGAUCCAGGACGGUCCAAUGCCAACAGGAGCUGACAAACCUCUCCGCAUCUCUGGAGAUCCAUACAAAGUGCAGGCGGCAAGAGAGUUGGUGUUGGAGGUGAUCAGGGAGAAGGAUGGAGACUUCAGGUCAGGGCGCAAUGACUUCAGCGCUCGACUUGGAGGAACCAAUUUGGAUGUUCCAGUUCCCCGGUUUGCUGUGGGAAUUGUGAUUGGCAGGAAUGGAGAAAUGAUAAAGAAGAUCCAAAAUGACGCUGGGGUCCGAAUCCAGUUUAAAGCAGAUGAUGGUAUCAGCCCAGAACGUGUUGCCAUGGUUAUGGGUCAGCCAGACCGCUGUCAGCAUGCUGUCCACCUCAUCAAUGAGCUCAUUCAGACCGCGCAGGAGCGUGACGGUUUCGGCUCAGCCAUGCGUGGUGGGAGGGUCAGAGGGCGUAGUGACUGGACUAUGGGCUCACCUGGUCCUCUACAGGAAGUGACCUACACCAUCCCAGCUGACAAGUGUGGCCUGGUAAUCGGCAAAGGUGGAGAAACCAUCAAGAGUAUUAACCAACAGUCUGGAGCUCACGUUGAACUGCAGAGAAACCCUCCCCCCUCCACCGAUCCCAACACCCGAGUCUUCACCAUCAGAGGCACUGCCCAGCAGAUGGAACUGGCCCGCCAGCUCAUAGAUGACAAGAUUGGGGGUUCAGGUAUUAUGAGUAACGGAGGUUUUGGCUUCAGUCCUUUCACCCAGGGCCCUGCUACACACCAGAACUGUGGUAGCGGGCAAACCUUCCUGACUGGUGUUUGGGGGAACACCUACCAGACCAGUUGGCAAAACCCUGGACAACAAGACCCCGGUCAGCAGAACCAGCCUCAGAGCUUGAUGACAGACUACAGUAAGGCCUGGGAGGACUACUACAAGAAACAGAGUCAGUCGUCUCAGCAGAGUUCGGUGCCAGACUACACUGCAGUGUUAGCAGAAUACUACAGACAGCAGCCCUACCUGUGGAACCCUGCCCAGAUACAGGAUCACUAGAGGCUCCCCCCUCACUGGUGAAGGCCUCGGAUGGUCGUCGAAGGCAACCGAAUCGGGGUUUCCUUGCAACGCUCUGCCGCUUCCUCCUUCCUUUUGUAGAGAAAACUAAGGAUUAACUGAAAAAUCACGAACUCUUUUCUUUCUGUUUUUUAACCUUACAAAGUCGAUAUUUUGUCAGGCAGAUUUUUUUGGACUAGCCUUCGGUCUCUCCACCGUGUAGACCUGGUUUUUCUUUUUUUUUUUUUUUUUUUUUUAUCAAACUUGAACUUAAAGAUGUAUCAGUGUGGCUUUGAACAAAAAAAUCAAGUUUAAUCUAUAUUUUGUCUAGUUUUAUUUUCCAAUAAGAAAACGGUGUAAGGCUUAGCAGUCUUGAGUAAGAAAAUCAGAUAUUAUUAUUAUUAUUUUGUUUAUGAUAAUGUUUUAAAGCAUGCGUCAGAUUGUGUGUGUUGACUCUCAGUUAUUUUUUUUUUAUUUUUGGCAUAGAAAUAUUUUAAUAGCAUCAGAUGGAAAUUUAAUGUUUUACCGUCAGAGACAAAACUGUUUUUUGUACUAAAUUUGUGCUCGCUGGGUCUGUUUGUUCUCGAUCUAAUUUUACCUGUUAAGUCGCCAUCUUGGAGGUGCAAUGAUGCGUUUAUUGUUUUCUUUUGGUUUGAUGAUAGUUCUUAUUCCUGUAUCUCUUUAGUGAUUCUUUAGUUUUUAUGAUGUAAUGAUGAAUAAAUGCCGAUUUAUAUUGCGUUGUCUAAAGCCAGAUCUCUCUGUGGUCAAACACUUUGUGUCCUCCACAGGGUUAAACCUCCAGACGACACCAUGUUUCCCUGCCUCAACUUUCAUUACAAAAGGGGGAAAUUUACUAUUUUCUUACAGAAUGAAACUUUAUUAUUAUUGUUGUUGUAUCUUAGUUCUGCAUUUCUAUUUUGCCGAUUUGUUAAUAGAAGAAGUGUUAGGAACUGAACAAUGAAGUUAUCGAUUCUAUAAGCAAUGUGUUAGCUUGAACAAGCGCAUUGGCUAAAUGCGCAAGUGAGCUAAACGUGUGUUAGUAAAAAGAUGUGUGUUACCUCAACUGUGUGUUAGCUGAAUGAAUGUGGUUGACUUGAUUCUGUUAGCUGUCUUGUAUUAGCUGAAUGUACAAAUUGAUUGAAAGACAUGUUGUCUGUUUGUUGAAGCCGUUUGUGUUAGCGCUGAAAUAUGGCUAUUACUGAACAUGCACAUUGGCAGUUUUUGUCAGCUGAUUGGGUGUGGGGGGCUGAACUGUUUGUUGUCUACUGUGUGCGAGCAGAAUGUGUGGGUCUGCCGGGCUAAAUUUUUUUUGCUAGGCUAACUUUAAAUGUGCCGCAUUCACAACACAUAGUUUAGACAGGAAGUUUGAUGAAUGAGAAAGCAAACAGCCUCUAAAUUGUAAAUAUUGUGAGUUUCUUACAGCUUAGGUAUUCCCCUUUUUAAGAAAGAAGCUAGAUUAUCCAGAAAAUCUUCAGUAGCAUUAGUAUCAAGUUAAACUGUGUUUAUAAUCCAUUUUGUAAACUGAAAAAAGACGCACACUGUGAAUUCUACAUUUACUUGUGCUUAUGAACUGCCAUUAAAAUUAGAAGAAACACCUGAAGUAGGCUUCAUACCUGUUCAGUAAAACUAACAAAGUCAGCAGCAUGUAGCCAAUGUGACAAAAUCAUCCCAAACCCUCCCGUUAUGGUUUGAAGCAUUAGCCGAUUAGCAUUUGCUGGUGGUGAGAGUGUAUGAGCUUUACUUUGUACAUUAGCAAAACGGCACAUUUUAGCUAAAGUUGCAGACUAUGCUUACACCAUACUGUUGAUUCAUUAGCUAUACUUUGGGUUGUAUGUACAUGUUAGUUUGUGUGCGGUGUGUGUGUUUUGUGUCUGCUAAGGCUGGGUUAUGGCUCUCCAACUUGUCAUUUCUGAAAGUUUGUGUGGCAAUUUUAUAAAUGUAUGAAUAAUAUUUUUGCUUUACCUUUUCAAACCACCUUCCAGACAGGAAUUUAGAUGUAUGAAUAAGCUUGUUGGACACAUUGCUAGAUUUUUACAAUUUGUAAGUUAGCCUUCUGAUAGCCGUCAUGGGAAAUGUUUGUGUGGCAGAUAUUUAAUUCCAGCUAAGCGAAAGGUUCGUUAGCAUUGUGCGUUAUGUCUGGUGUGCGUUUCUGUGCGUUAGCUGAACUUUGUUGUGUGUGUCGGACCACAGAGAGGUUUGUCUUGUCGAGGGAGAUCUGGCUGUUGUUGAGUUGAAUAUUGAAUCAGUGGUUCUGUUUCUUGUAUAUGUGACGAUGAUGAUGACGAUAAUAAUAAUUAAUGACGACGAUAAUAAUGAGUUCUCCUGUACAGGGGCCUAUUUAAAUCUGUUCAUCCAGAUAUGAAUAUUCAGUUUGUCGAUAAGAUAAUAUGGUUUGUGUAAAUUUCCACUCUCUGGCAGGUGCUCUCCAGUUAAAAAUGUACUUUGUUAUCCUGUUAAAUUUGAGAUUGUUUAAUUCACGUUGUGUCUAACCGAUUUACAAAGAGAAGUAUGUGUUAUAUAUAGUCUCAAGACUGCUAGGCUAACUGUCUCUAUCUCUUCUCCUUGUCUUUCUGUCUGUCUGGACGGCGUCACGUUAAAAAGUUGAUUGGAUUUGAAUUCUUCAACGCGUCUGUAAUCGGACCAUGUGAUUACAGCUGAGUGUUAUCGUCACAGGCGUGUUGAACAGUCCUGCAGCUGGUUAGCGUGGCGGCUCCGAGGCAAGGAGAGCUGUAGUCAAUGGGGGUUUUACAUCCCAAAUAAUAAUUGAAAAACACAGGAGUGGACAGUGUUCUGGUGUCCUGCCCCAGUUCAAGGCUCGUUGCUGGCUAGAACCUGCACUGGGUCUUACCCGGAUCACCCCAAUAUCCCAGAACCAGGACUGGACACGACAUCACCCAUCCACUCCAGUUUAGAUCUUCCUAGUCCUAAGCCCUUGUCCUGAAGGGGUGAUGGGAAGCUUUUUGGUUUCAUGGUUUCUGUUGUUUUUCUAAUGGGCAGAUGUCCUAACUGUAACCUGCAGAUUUUUCUAUUAGAUUGUAUUGACAGAUAGAGUUGUGUAUGAACCCGAGCCACGAGACUGUCGAUGGCCAAGAAAGAGGCAGAUGGAUGAUUAUGAUGUUUAACAUGAGGGCUAAUAAACAGGCUCAUUCUUUCUGA